CCUCUCCUCUCCAGCCCUUCUCCUGUGUGCCUGCCUCCUGCUGCUGCCACCAUGACCACCACCAUCCGCCAGUUCACCUCCUCCAGUUCCAUCAAGGGCUCCUCCGGCCUGGGGGGCGGCUCAUCCCGCACGUCCUGCCGGCUGUCCGGCGGCCUGGGUGCCGGCUCCUGCAGGCUGGGAUCUGCUGGAGGCCUGGGCAGCGCCCUCGGAGGUAGCAGCUACUCCAGCUGCUACAGCUUUGGCUCUGGCGGUGGCUAUGGCAGCAGCUUUGGGGGCGUUGAUGGGCUGUUGGCCGGAGGUGAGAAGGCCACCAUGCAGAACCUCAAUGACCGCCUGGCCUCCUACCUGGACAAGGUGCGCGCCCUGGAGGAGGCCAACACUGAGCUGGAGGUGAAGAUCCGUGAUUGGUACCAGAGGCAGGCCCCGGGGCCCGCCCGUGACUACAGCCAGUACCACAGGACAAUCGAGGAGCUGCAGAACAAGAUCCUCACAGCCACCGUGGACAAUGCCAACAUCCUGCUGCAGAUCGACAAUGCCCGUCUGGCUGCUGAUGACUUCCGCACCAAGUUUGAGACAGAGCAGGCCCUGCGCCUGAGUGUGGAGGCCGACAUCAAUGGCCUGCGCAGGGUCCUGGAUGAGCUGACCCUGGCCAGAGCCGACCUGGAGAUGCAGAUUGAGAACCUCAAGGAGGAGCUGGCCUACCUGAAGAAGAACCACGAGGAGAUGAACGCCCUGCGAGGCCAGGUGGGCGGUGAGAUCAAUGUGGAGAUGGACGCUGCCCCAGGCGUGGACCUGAGCCGCAUCCUGAACGAGAUGCGUGACCAGUAUGAGAAGAUGGCAGAGAAGAACCGCAAGGAUGCCGAGGAUUGGUUCUUCAGCAAGACAGAGGAGCUGAACCGCGAGGUGGCCACCAACAGCGAGCUGGUGCAGAGCGGCAAGAGUGAGAUCUCGGAGCUCCGGCGCACCAUGCAGGCCUUGGAGAUCGAGCUGCAGUCCCAGCUCAGCAUGAAAGCAUCCCUGGAGGGCAGCCUGGCGGAGACAGAGAACCGCUACUGCGUGCAGCUGUCCCAGAUCCAGGGACUGAUCGGCAGUGUGGAGGAGCAGCUGGCCCAGCUUCGCUGCGAGAUGGAGCAGCAGAACCAGGAGUACAAGAUCUUGCUGGACGUGAAGACGCGGCUGGAGCAGGAGAUCGCCACCUACCGCCGCCUGCUGGAGGGCGAGGACGCCCACCUGACUCAGUACAAGAAAGAACGUAAGCAUCUUGGUGGCUGAGACCCUGGGGACUGGGUGCAUGGGACAGGCAGCCCACCUGCACAUUGCUGGGGCAGGGUCCCCAGGAGCUCCAGGAGUUGAUGGCUAUCCCUCAGCAGGGGUGGGAGAAGUGAUCCUUUAGCACUGAGGAUUGAUACUCAGGAAAAGAUCAAACGAGAGAGACACUGUCUGGUCUGAUGGGGGUGGAGUAGGGAACUGGUCCUUACCUUGGAGAUCCUAGUCUGAUGGAGGAGACAGGUCCCAGCUCUGGAGUUGUCAUCUGGUGGGAAGACAGGAACAUGGUCUCACGAUCUUUGCUCUUGACAGCUUUCGGAUGAGCAAAAGCAGUCCUGUCUCUGGGGACUGUAGCCUGAUGGGAGAUAGGGAUGUGGUCCUUGUCCUCCAAAUUCCAGUCUGAGGGAGAAGAUAUGAUCCUAGCCCCAGGGUUCCUAGUCUAAUGGAGGAGGUAGGAGCCUGGUUUUCGUCUUGGCGAUCCCAGUCUGAUGGGGAAGAUAGGAGCAAAUCUACGUCCUGGAGACUGCAGAGAAAUGGAGAUGGAUUUCAUGGAGUCUACAUGGCUCCUCCCUGGCAGGACACACUGGGUCAGAAUCAAAUAACCCAUCUGGGGAGGCAAGACUCACACAGGGCCACCGGCAGAGGGAUGGGAUGGAAGGGAGGCGGUGGCAGGGACAGAAGGGAUGUGUGUAGUGUGACGUCGAGGUGCCAGUGGAAGCACUCACAGCACCUGGGGGAGGAUGAGGGAGACAGCCGGCUCCUGUCCAUGAGGGCUAUUGGGCAAGCGAGGGUCUCCUGGUCCCUACACACUUUCAAGCGCCUGCUUCUCCUGCAGCGGUGACCACCCGUCAGGUGCGUACCAUUGUGGAAGAGGUCCAGGACGGCAAGGUCAUCUCCUCCCGCGAGCAGGUCCACCAGACCACCCGCUGAGGACUCAGCUUCCCCCGGCCAGCCCCCCAGGAGGCAGGGAGGCAGCCGCCCCAUCUGCCCCGCAGUCUCCGGCCUCUCCAGCCUCAGCCCCCUGCUUCAGUCCCUUCCC
This is a messenger RNA of Piliocolobus tephrosceles (Ugandan red Colobus), 2305 nucleotides long. RefSeq names its product keratin 17 (gene KRT17). The record is from RefSeq and is a predicted model, not a curated record. The transcript is spliced from 7 exons. Bases 52 to 1272 code for a protein of 406 amino acids. Gene Ontology annotation, cellular component: cytoskeleton. NCBI's taxonomy places the organism in Eukaryota, Metazoa, Chordata, Mammalia, Primates, Cercopithecidae. Gene Ontology annotation, biological process: epithelial cell differentiation; intermediate filament organization. Gene Ontology annotation, molecular function: structural molecule activity.